Chiloscyllium plagiosum (whitespotted bambooshark) is the source of this 349-nucleotide messenger RNA. The record is from RefSeq and is a predicted model, not a curated record. NCBI's taxonomy places the organism in Eukaryota, Metazoa, Chordata, Chondrichthyes, Orectolobiformes, Hemiscylliidae.
UUCUGUUGCAGUUCCCCUGGUCUCCAAGGUGUGUCCCAGUGAUGUUUACCGCGUCUGGAAGAGUGGUGCUAACCUGCGGGUGGACACCACGUUACUGGGCUUCGAGCACAUGACCUGGCAACGGGGCAGGCGCUCAUAUAUCUUCAAGGGCGAAGACGAGGGAGCUGUGGUGAUGGAGGUGGAUCACGAUAAGCAGCUCGUUUACACAGAGACGCUGUCUCUGGAGCAUCACGACCCUGACCUGGUGCUGUCAGCAAUGCAGCCAACAGAGGAACACAUCGCAAACCGACUCACCUCCCCCAUCGUCUCCACCCACCUGGACACCAAGCACAUCGCCUUCGAGAGGUAA